AUGACAUCAAUUAAAAAUGUUAUUUUACAAAAUAUAAAAAACAGCAUACAAAAUUCAUUUAUAUCAAUACUAGCUGAUGAGACUACAGAUGUUGGACAUUUUGAACACUUGUCAAUUGUUUUUCGAUAUUUUGAUGAUAAAAAAAAUAGACCAGUAGAAAAUUACAUUACUUUGAAACAAAUGAAAUAUGUUACAGCUCAGGCUAUUUUUGACUGUCUUCAUGAUGUAUUGAUACAAAUGGGAAAAGAUUGGCACUCAGUUUUAUCAGUAUGCUUUGAUGGUGCUUCUACAAUGACUGGUAAAAUAAUAGGCGUGCAAACAAAAUGUAAGGAACAAAAUUCAAGUAUUAAAUAUGUUCACUGUUAUGCACACUGUCUAAACUUAGCACUUGUUGAUUCGGUAUGUGAUAAAUCGAAAAAUUCCAAAAGAAACAAAUUGGUAUUCAAUUUUUUUGGCACCAUACAAUUUACCUAUAAUUUUAUUGAAAGUAGUGCAAUGAGGCAUGCAAUUUUGGAGAAAAUAUCUAAAGAUGUAGGAAUCAAGUUACUUACAUUAAAGUCUUGUUCUAUUACUCGGUGGGCGUGUCGAGCAGAAGCAGUCAAAUCAGUACCUAAUAACUAUGAAGUUUUGCUUUUAGCCAUAGAUGAAAUUUGUGAAAGUAGUAGUGUUCCAGAAAUGUGUGCGAAAGGGGACUAA
Molecule: messenger RNA, 696 nt
Organism: Macrosiphum euphorbiae (potato aphid)
Lineage: Eukaryota; Metazoa; Arthropoda; Insecta; Hemiptera; Aphididae
Source: the annotation of a GenBank genome assembly